Molecule: messenger RNA, 1080 nt
Organism: Didymodactylos carnosus
Lineage: Eukaryota; Metazoa; Rotifera; Eurotatoria; Philodinida; Philodinidae
Source: the annotation of a GenBank genome assembly
AUGAAAGAUUUUUUGAUAUCAGCUCUUAAUACAUGCACAGUUCCUAUUCAACUUGUUGAGAACACAUCGUCGUCACAUUCAAAUAGUGCAAAUAAUAGUUCAACUUACUCAUCGUAUCAAAAUUCGCCAGCUGGUAAUGGUGGUCUAUCAUCACUUAUUGUGCCCUAUUCUGAAUAUCAUGUUCAUCAACAAAAACAAUCAUCAACCAUUACUACCACUCCAAUUCCGGCUUCAUCAUCGUCACCGAAACAGUCUCAGGGAAAUGGUGCAAAUAUGAUUUUUAUACAAAAACGUUUUAAUCAAGCCGGAAAUCAACGAAAUAUUAGUCUAUUUGGAAAUGCUUCCAAUUCAGGUCGUGAUUCGUUGAAUGGAUGUAGCAGUCCAGAAUUACGAAAAAAACAACGUCGUAUACGUACAACAUUUUCUAGUGCACAAUUGAGAGAAUUAGAAAAAUCAUUUCAAGGUACUCACUAUCCCGAUGUUUAUCUUCGCGAAGAAAUUGCCAUGAAAUUAACUUUAACAGAAGCACGAGUUCAGGUGUGGUUUCAAAAUCGUCGAGCCAAAUUACGUAAACAUGAACGUCAAAAACAACUUCAGGGACAAUCGAUCUUUGCUAAUGACAAAAACAGCACAAUGGGUUUAUCACAGUCCGCUCCAUUAACACCCCAGACUCCAUCAUCAGAUCAAAUGACAAUAAUCGAUUUUAAUAUACCAACUCCAACUGCAACUAUUUUGACAAAUAAAAAGAACACGCCAGCAGCGAUAACAAAUUCACAAAACCAAACAGCUAGAAUAAUAACAACAUCAGAAACUAAUUCUAGACAAUAUUCACACGCUCAUCCGUCUCCACAACGGUCUCAACCGGCUAUGCAGCCAAAUUAUAUCAAUUGGACUAAUUCGACAUCACCAUCGCCACCGUUACAAUCGAAUGGAACGAAACAACAACAGCAACAAUCUUCCCUUCCUCAUUUUUCUACAUUUACUUCCCCGAAUCCUUAUAUAAGCAUGUUUCCAUCUCAUCAUCAUAACAUUCUCACAUUUGAGCGAACAUUAUCAGCAAAUGACUUUAAAUAUUUAUGA